This is a messenger RNA of Cyanistes caeruleus (blue tit), 2237 nucleotides long. RefSeq names its product C-type lectin domain family 3 member B (gene CLEC3B). The record is from RefSeq and is a predicted model, not a curated record. Gene Ontology annotation, biological process: ossification; bone mineralization. NCBI's taxonomy places the organism in Eukaryota, Metazoa, Chordata, Aves, Passeriformes, Paridae.
GGGCUCAGCCCGAGGCUCUCCGGGACAGCCAUUCCCGGCUCCAGCCGCUGCCCAGCCGGCGCUGUGAGGGCAGAGCUCGGACCGGACGGCAUGGCGCCCCGGGCAGCCUGCCUCCUCCUCUGCCUCCUCCUCUGCCUCCUCUCCCUCGCACAGGUCUCCGGCCAGCAGAACGGCAAAGCCCGGCAAAAACCGGCGGCGUCCAAGAAAGAUGGUGUGAGCCUCAAAAUGAUUGAAGACCUGAAGGCCAUGAUUGACAACAUCUCUCAGGAGGUUGCUCUACUGAAGGAAAAGCAAGCACUCCAGACAGUUUGCCUGAAAGGCACCAAAAUUCACCUGAAAUGCUUCCUGGCAUUUUCGGAGACCAAGACAUACCACGAGGCCAGCGAAAACUGCAUCUCUCAGGGCGGCACGCUCAGCACGCCCCAGAACGGGGAGGAGAACGAUGCCCUCUACGAUUACAUGCGCAAGAGCAUCGGCUCGGAGGCCGAGAUCUGGCUGGGCCUCAACGACAUGGCCACAGAGGGCAAGUGGGUCGACAUGACGGGCAGCCCCAUCCGCUACAAGAACUGGGAGACUGAAAUCACCACCCAGCCCGACGGUGGCAAGCUGGAAAACUGUGCAGCUUUGUCGGGGACCGCCAUUGGCAAGUGGUUCGACAAGAGGUGCCGAGAGCAGCUGCCCUACGUCUGCCAGUUCAUGAUCGUGUAGCGGCGGGGCCUCCUCGCUGCCCAGCCAGCCCGGAUCUCCCCCCUGGCAGCAGGAUGAUGAAGCUGUAGUUGUGUGUCCGCCUCCAAGUGCAUCCGCGCACCCACACGCACGUGUUCAGUAGAGCCACCCUUUGCAAAGAGAGUCGCCACGGCUCGCUCUCGGGUUAUAGAGCCCUAGAGCAUUUCCUUUGGCCACAUCCAGCCCUGUUUGCAGCUGCACUGCUCUUCUUAAGGCACGAUUUAUAGAUAUAUAUAUAUUUUUUUACACAGGGAAUUUAUUAGGACAGCUCAGUUGUUCCAGCAGAGAACCAGUGCAGCAGUCCAGCCUGGCAUACAGCUGCCUCGGCUGCCCAGGGCUGUCACUCUUGAAUUCCUUUCCCAUUUUGCUGAGCUUUCUUGGGACACCAGCAUAGGCAGUUUCUGCUUUCUUCUCUUAUUUUGUUUCCCAGUAAGCCCUGGCAGCAGUUUGUGAGAGUUCUGUGUUCCUCACAGUGUCCUGAUUCAGUCUUGUGAGGAUCAAGGUCCUGUCUCAAUGAGCAGAGGGAUCUACUCCUGCUUUGCAUUGAGAGAUGCAAUUUGGCUUAUUUGGCAGGGUACCAGCUGCUCAAGGGGCUGUCCAACUAGUCAAAUUACGUGUAUGAAUGAAUUAGCAAGUUACAGGCAUGUUUGGUCCUUUUCUCACCAGCCAGAAGCCAUUUUCACUGACUUCAGUGGGAAAGCAUGACCCACUGCCAGAUCCUUUGAAAAAAAAUCCCAUCAGAAGUUCUAUUUGUGCUACAGUAUCAGGGGGAAAGCAGAGAAGACUUGGAGCAUAGUUAGUCAACAACAUUACUAGAAAUAGAAGAUGUGUUUAUUACAUAAAUAACAUAAAUGUAAUACUCUUAGGGAGUAUGUUGCUGUAUAAAAAUAACUAUAUAUUGAAAACAAGCCCCAGGACAACUCACUCUAGCAGCUUUAGGAAUGACCUGACCUGUUUAUAUGAUGGGAAUCCAGAUGAACUAGUCCAGUAUUUGCUGGUUCUUGGUAAAUACAAAUUGCCUGACCACUCUUUGUGCCAAUAUAGUCAUGCCCAGCUGAAGGCCUGACCUCAGUGAUUUUUUUACUGAGAAAAGGUUUAAAGUAAAAAAAAAAAAAUAAAAAAAAAAAAAAUGAAAUAACAGCAAUGGUGGGAAAGAAGUGCAGGUCACCCUGGCAGCUUAACAGAGCUUUGCUGGCUGUUGGCUAAGAGGUAUCAGUGGUUCUUUGCAGUGCUUGGUAAUAACCCCUCCGGUUUGGGUCACACACCCUGCACUUCCAGGUUGGAGGUGUCAAGACAGGAUCCUGCCUGUGGGACAGGUGUUCCAAUUUGCUGCUUUGUUUAAAAGCAGGAUGGUGGUAGGUCUUCCAAGACAUCAAGUCUGAGCCAAGCUAGAAACACACACAAACACAAAUGCAGAGUGCACGCUUCUGAAGUUGUCACUAUUGCCAAACUCUCCGCUGUUCAAAUGACUAUAAAAUAAAAAUAUCUCUGUAGCUUGCUGAAGGAAUGGA